Molecule: messenger RNA, 2166 nt
Organism: Crotalus tigris (Tiger rattlesnake)
Lineage: Eukaryota; Metazoa; Chordata; Lepidosauria; Squamata; Viperidae
Exons: 9
Coding region: 660-2096 (478 amino acids)
Biological process (GO): activation of protein kinase B activity
Cellular component (GO): Golgi apparatus; plasma membrane
Source: RefSeq, a predicted model, not a curated record
AGGGACGUAAAAGAAACACAAAAACUACAAACAAAUUUCCACUUACUUGAUGUUCCACCUUUGUAUCUCUUGCCACAAUUCCCACCACCUGAGGAGCCGAGCAUUCAUCAGGGCAGCAGAAGAUGCUAGUUAAGAGAACCGGGCAAGGCCUAGUAGUAGAUCCUGGAUGAGCCCCCAAAAUUGUCCCAGAAAACUGGUUCUUCCAAGUGUGCAACUCUCAAUAAACCACAUACCCAGGUGGAGAUUUGUAAAAGCUUUAUUCUGCACAGAACAAAGGACACAGGGGGAUCGUUCCCGCUAGGUUGCUGGAACGACCACUUCUUCAGCAGUAUAAUUUUAAUAGGUACUUUUCCAUGAGCCCAUCUAAAGCCAUCCCCUCUAAGGCAUCCUAGAACCAGUUUUCUGGGACCACAGAAUUCACAGCUAAAUUUAGAAAUAGAUUAGUCAUUCUGAAAUCCUUCCUGCUAUAAAUUGUUCUGCUGAAAAAAGGGGAUAUCCUCAUUUGCAUUCAUGUUCACACCGAAAUUUCCAUUUACCACACACUUAGCAUAAAAUAAAAAACCUGUUGCCUUUUUCAUCUGACGACAGGACCAAGAUUAUUUUGUUUUUCUUUUCUCCCGCUUUUGGAUGCGUGCAAAAUUGUACUUUGCUAAUACAAAAUGGAUAAUUCAGGAUUUGAACUGCAUGAAGAUGGACCUCCAGGCAACCUGUCCAAGCCAGAGAAGAUUAAGCAAGAAUGUCAUGUGAAAAAGAGCCACUGGUCUCUCCUCCAUGUCUUUCUGGUUUGUCUGUUGGCCUGUGCAAUAACCACAAUGGUGGGGGUGUUGAUUCUGUCUGUGAUUUAUGCUAGAACCCCUGACUUUAAAAGACAACAGCAUAAAGUGAAUCAAGAAAACCAUGGAUCAGCUUCCCAGAAAAUUCCAAUAACGUCUGCCUACAAAAGCCAGGUAGACCUCAAGUUCCAGUUUCUCCACCGUCAUACUAAAUCCAAGAUGCACCAGUUUCCAGGAGGUGUUAUUCAAUGGUCAAGAUUUCGCAGAAAUGCUGAUGAAUACCAGAACAAGGAAGAAAUGGCGUUUGGAACAAGUAUCAAUGCUCAACGUUCCAAGAUAAUGUUUGGGACUCUGCUGAUCAAAAGCAAAGGGUUACGUGCUCCACACUGGCAUUUCAAUGCCAACGAACAGGGUUACCUCUUAAAGGGAACUGCGUGGAUUGGGGUUGUUGAUGCUGGUGGAGAUACGAUAGCUACGUACAAUGUCACGGCAGGACAGAUUAUUUUCUUCCCUCGAAAUACCUUGCAUUGGGUCAAGAAUGUUGGUACAGAAGAGUGUUUGUUCUUGCUGUUUUUUACAACUCAUGAGGAGCUUCAGACUCUAGACCUUGACGAUACAUUUUUCUUGACACCCAAAGACAUUAAAGCAAGAUCUCUAAAGCCUCAGGGAAGUAUGAAUUUCAUCCGGUCAUUCCUGAAGCAAGCAGAAGACCAGGCCAUCAAUCUUCCACCCAACCUAGCAGAGCUUGUUCAGAAUGCCAACUAUAACCAGUCUGCAGAUAAGCUUGUAUGGCGGUACUUCUUUGACCUAAAAGGAUCCUCCAAAUUCCGGUUUCCAGGGGGAGUCAUCCAGUGGGCUCGGUAUGUAAAAGAUGGAAAAGGCUUAAAACCCAAUGAAAACUUUUACAGUGAAUUUCUCCAUUCGAAGGAAGAUGCUCUUACCUUAGCAACACUCCAGAUCUUCAGCAACGGUUUACGACAACCUCAUUUCCAUUUCAAUGCCAAUGAAAUGGGCUAUGUCAUCAGUGGCUGCGGAAAGGUGGGUGUUAUUGUUUCAUCUACUCUUUCUACUGACUUUAGCAUUGAUGUUGGAGAUGUUGUGUUCUUCCCAGUUGGAACCCAACACUACAUCAAGAGCACCUGUGAUGAGGACUUGCUUCUCAUCUUGGCAUUCAGCACCAACAACCAGCUGCAAACUCUAGAUAUGGAUGACUAUUUCCAUGCAACAGCAGACCAUAUAUUAGCCCAGCUGUUUUUCAAAAAGCAAGCUGAAUUUAAGAAGAUCCCAAGGUUCAAAGAGGAUCAGGCAAUUAAUCUACCAUAGCAGCUUAUUCUUAUUCUAUGUUUCAGAUUUUAAUUCUAAUAUAUAAGCUACCUAGAGUUUCUUUUGCAAC